AUGUUUUGUUUUUCUUUUUUUUCCCACAAUACUUUCUUUCUAAACACUUCGACCAGUUUCUGUAUUUUAACUCUUUCUUACUCUAACCCCUACUAUCAUUCAGUACAUUUACUCUCUUUCAUACUUAAUUUACCGUAUUCUUCUUUCUUUCUUUCUUUCUUUCUUUCUUUCUUUCUUUCUUUCUUUCUUUCCUUUUUCUUCUUUCUUUCUUCCCGUUUCUUUCAUUUUCUUUCUUUUUUUCCACAAUACCUUCUUUCUGAACACUUAGAACAGUUUCUGUAUUUUAACUCUUUCUUACUCUACCCCUACUCGCAUCCAACCCAGUUACUCUUUUCUUACUUAAUUUACCUUCUUCUUCUCCUUCUUCUUCUUCUUCUUCUCCUUCUUCUUCUUCUUCUUAUUAUUAUUAUUAUUAUUAUUAUUAUUAUUAUUAUUAUUUCUUUCCUUUUUUUCUUUGUUUCCUUUUUUAUUCUUUCUUUUUUCUUUCUACUUUUCUUCUUUCUUUCUUCUUUUGGCUUCUUUUUCAUUAUUGAUUACUUCUUUUGUUUUCUUGUUGUAUUUCAUCUCAUUCUCCUUAAAUGUCUGAGGUGA
This is a messenger RNA of Acanthosepion pharaonis, 591 nucleotides long. Lineage: Eukaryota; Metazoa; Mollusca; Cephalopoda; Sepiida; Sepiidae. The record is from the annotation of a GenBank genome assembly.